GUCAUUCUGUGGAAUCCGCCACCUGAAACACAGUAUAAAACACACACGUCACACACACACACACACACACACACACACACAGACAGAGUGAGUGGCGAGUCUCUGCAGCAGUUCAUUCUGCAUUUGAUCAUCUCAGAUCAGAGUGUGUGAAGAUGAUUCCACCUGGAGAUUGUCUGUAUGCCGGCAGAAAGAGGAGGAAACCCAUUCAGAAACACAGAAAACCAUCACCAGCCACUGACAAAUCCAACCCGUCAAAACGCCACCGUGACCGUCUGAACGCAGAACUGGACCGUCUGGCGGGUCUGUUGCCCUUUUCACCCGAGAUCAUCUCAAAACUAGACAAACUGUCUGUGCUCCGUCUAAGCGUCAGUUACCUGCGAGUCAAGAGCUUCUUCAACGACGCGGUUCAUGAUAAUCCACUUCACAAACACACAAGCAGGAAAGACAACGAGACGACAACACAGACAUGUGUUCAAGAGAGCCAACUUCUGCUAGAGUCUUUAGCAGGUUUCGUACUGGUGGUCAGUGCUGAUGGGAUGGUCUUCUACGCAUCCUCUACUAUAGUUGACUAUCUGGGCUUCCACCAGACAGAUGUGAUGCAUCAGAAUGUGUUUGAUUACAUUCAUGUGGAUGACCGGCAGGAGUUCAGACAGCAGCUGCAUUGGGCCAUGAACCCGUCACCUCCGACAACUGACCAGCACUUGCACACUGGCACGGGUGAAGAUUUUGUUGUGAGCAGUUUAUUUCACUCCAGUGAGAUGGGCAACGUUCCUCCAGAAUUCACCUGCUUCUUAAAUCGCUGUUUUAUCCUGCGAAUUCGUUGUUUACUGGACAGCACAUCUGGAUUUCUGACAAUGCAGUUUCAGGGGCAACUGAAGUUUCUUCAUGGUCAGAGGAAGAAGACUCCGUCCGGAAGCGUUCUGCCACCUCAGCUCGCGCUCUUCUGCAUCGCCGUUCCCCUCUUGCUGCCCUCCAUCACUGACAUAAAGAUGAAUAACACGAUGAUGAUGAUGAAGAACAAACAAAAGAACAACAGCAUUCACAGUGACAAUCAUUUCAGACGACACACAGUGAUGAGUGAUGGUGUGGAGCCCAACGGACCUGUGAGGUCAUACGAGCCCUGGACGCCGCAUUCCAAAGACAACAUCAAGGUCAAGAGUGAAGAUUACUAUGAUCAGGACAAGCCCUUGAACUUCUGCAGGUCUGCACUGAAGUUCUCAAACCUGGAUGACUCAUGGAGAAGCUCCGACAGGGCCCUCAGGACGCCUCACGGGGCCAACAACGUCCUGUCCAGGGCCCGCAUGAACAAACACUACGCCAAACCAUAUCGACUAUCUCCGGGAUAUUAUAAUAACAGAGUGGAUGCAUUCAUUCCGAAGAUGUACGAGAGUCUUGAGGACGGCAUGAAGAGCGAGAUCUUCAGUUACGACGCUCACAGUGAGGGCUUUGACGGUCAUGUAAUCUCUGAGCUGCCUAUAAAGGUGGAACCGGACUCGGACUCUGAGAACGGAUGCGAUGUGUACGGACGCUCAUGGGUGGCACACCAGCGCUACAUGAAUGGCUACGAUGGAGUUCAGAUGAAAGCGGAGAGCGGAGACGGCGAGCAGUAUUCACCCUGUCAGAGGUCAAAGGGUCACGCGAUGACGUACGGUGGCCACUAUCAGAAUGCUUACAGCGCCGCGCCACGACCUCUCAAGUGUGUCCUGAACAAAGAGCAGCAGAGGUCGAACCACCAUGACAUGCUCUCAAACUGCACAGAUGAUUCUUACGCUGUUUCAUACGUGCAGAACGACUACAAAACAGGCUACGAGUUCAGAGGUCAAGGGUUACUUCAGUGCAUCAAACAGGAGCCCCUGGACUCUCCGCCGUGGCAAAUAAACAGUCAGAGAAAUGUCAUGAAUAACUGUGUGAUGAACGGCCCACCGCAGAAGAUCAGCCCGUAUGUGUUCAUGCAGUGAGUCUCAAACCUCUUUCUUGUAAAUAAAUGAGAUUCGGCAGAGACUCCUGGAAUAUUCCACAGAUAUGCUUCUUUACUUGUUUUGCUCCAGGAUUCAGAAUAAGACAGCAAGCGACGACUCAACACAAAUAAAAUCGUACUAAAACAGUCACAAGAAGGCCUUCAAAUGAAACAUUGAAAUGUAUUAAUAGCACCACGACUAUGACAGGCUGAAUAAGAAAACUGAUGAUUCUUUAAAUGUUUAAACAACAGAAGUGUGAUUUACCAGCGUAACACUGAACAAACAUUGUAUUAAUAUUAUCCAUAUUACCAAUAGACAGAUGAAUUCUCUUCAAACUACUGUAGUUUGAUUGGACGCAUGGCCUUAGAUGUCAACAUCAAAAGAAAAGUUUUCUCUUGUUAAAAGUUUUUUAAAUCAUUAAAGGUUUUAUUUAUUUUGCUCGUUAUUCUUUAUUAUUUGCAUAUUCCAUAGUUUUUUCCCUGCUGUCUGUGACUCGAGAUCCACCAGCUGAGAAGCACUAAUCUACAUUUUUCAAAGUUUAUUUUUAAAAAUGUUAAAAGAUGGAAAUUCUGUGGUCCAUUUCAAACAUACAAUUCUGUCGCUGACGCACAAGUUUUUCAAAGUUCUGUUAAUUUCAGGAUGUGGUUUAGCUGCUGUGGUUUCAUAGGAAACGUUUGAGGAUUUGGUUGUUAAGGUUAUGUUUGGUUUGUUUACAAUAUUUUUUUAUCAUUACAUUUUGUUUUAUGCACUUUUAGUUUAGUGGUGCUAAUAUUUACUUGCAGUGUGUCGCUUCAUACAAUAAUUACAUAAAAAAUGGACAGGAAAAACUAUUAAAAAGAUCAAAUAAAACAGAUGCAAAAGCUCUUUUAGGACUCUGCUGUCAUCUUAAAUACAAACAUUCACAUUUAUGUCAAAGAUGAAAAUUCUUAUUUUCUAAGAUUCAAGGUUUGUGAUUUGCUGAGAAUAUUGUGUCUUGACAAUUAUUAUCAUUUUUUUUUUUUUUACAAGCAAUUGUUUUAUUAAAGCUGUAUUUUUAUGUUAAUCAGUAUUAAAAGGUAGAAAACUGAAGGAUUUAUUCUGCAAAAGAAGUUUGUUUAGAUGUCAAAAGGUGUUAAAACACCAAUAAAAAAAAAAGUUCUAAUAACAGUGUAAAAUAAUAUUCAAGCUCUUAAAUAUGUUUACAUCAGAUUCAUGUCACCAUUGAUAAGAAUGCCAAACAUUUCAUGACUUGUUAUAAAGUGUGGCCCUAUUUUCCCCCAGAAUAAAACUCAAUGUAUUUGUCAAAAUAAUAAUACAUUUGCACUACUGGAACUAAUUAAAAGAAAACCUUCCGAGACACAAUGUCAUUUUGACAUGAACCUGUGAGCAGUUUCUUACCUGUCGUUUAAGGAUUUAUUUUUCAUUUGUAUCAAAAAUUUGUAUUUAUUGUGUAAAUAGCAAAUGUGAAAGUCCUUGCACUAUUUCAGGAAGGAUUUUAACGUGACGUUUUGCCUCUGGCAUUCAACAUCAGCAAUUAAUAUUAACAAAAUACAGAAAGGUUUUAGGCAACUUUGCAGCAACAAUCACUCUAUUACAACAAUGUUACUCUUUAUUUUAAAUAAAAAUAAAAGUCUUGUA
This is a messenger RNA of Myxocyprinus asiaticus (Chinese sucker), 3575 nucleotides long. RefSeq lists its product as uncharacterized. Gene Ontology annotation, cellular component: aryl hydrocarbon receptor complex; nucleus. The record is from RefSeq and is a predicted model, not a curated record. The coding region runs from base 153 to 1958 and encodes 601 amino acids. Gene Ontology annotation, molecular function: nuclear receptor activity; transcription cis-regulatory region binding; protein dimerization activity. NCBI's taxonomy places the organism in Eukaryota, Metazoa, Chordata, Actinopteri, Cypriniformes, Catostomidae. Gene Ontology annotation, biological process: regulation of transcription by RNA polymerase II. The transcript is spliced from 9 exons.